AUUUUGUGUUGCACAGGGUGGAGAAAAGUUGCUCAUGUAUCUCUCACAGCCAAAGCAAUCAAGGAGAGAAGUCAUUUAUAGAAGAGCUUGGACAGAUUCUAAGCAGGGAUCUUGGCAUACAUGGCGACUGCUGGGAAGGUGAUUAAAUGUAAAGCUGCAAUCAUCUGGGAACCAGGCAAGGCAUUUUCGAUUGAAGAGAUAGAAGUAGCACCACCAAAGAGUCAUGAAAUUCGAGUGAAGAUGGUAGCCACUGGGAUCUGCCGGACCGAUGAUCAUGUAUGGAAAGGAUUUUUUCCAAAUAUAGACUACCCUGUUAUUGGGGGCCAUGAAGGCGCAGGCAUCGUUGAAAGUAUUGGGCCAGAAGUCACUUGUGUAAAACCAGGUGACAAAGUCAUUCCUCUCUGUGUUCCUCAGUGCGGACAAUGCGACUGCUGCUUGAGCCCAAAAGCAAACUGCUGUCUCAAAUCCCACAUUUAUAAAGCUUUUCAGAGUGUGAUGCCAGAUGGAACCAGCAGGUUUACCUGCCAGGGUAAACAGAUUCAUCACUUCCUGUGGAUAAGCACUUUCUCCGAGUACACGGUGAUGCCUGAAGCAUCUAUUGUAAGAAUUGACGAUGAUGCACCUCUGGAUAAAGUUUGUCUCUUUGGCUGUGGCUUCUCAACUGGAUAUGGGGCUGCCAUCAAUUGUGCCAAGGUUGAGCCUGGUUCUUCCUGUGCUGUCUUUGGCUUAGGAGGUGUUGGCUUGUCUGUGAUCAUAGGUUGUAAAGCAGCUGGAGCAUCCCGGAUUUUUGGGAUUGACAUCAACAAGGAUAAAUUUAUGAAGGCCAAAGAAUUAGGAGCCACUGAAUGCUUCUGUCCCCGAGAUUUUGAGAAGCCGAUUCACGAGGUGCUUGUGCAGAAGACUGGUCUUGGUGUGGAUUAUACAUUUGAAGUGAUUGGACGCACUGACAUAGAAGUCAGCGCCCUUGCAUCUUCCCACCUGGGCCAUGGGAUGUGUGUGCUGGUGGGGGCACCUCCUGCAAAAUCACAGCUCUCUUUUGACCCUGCUCUCCUGCUCACAGGAAGGAAACUAGUAGGCUGCCUGAUUGGAGGUUGGAAAUUAAAAGAUGCUCUCCCUCAACUUGUUUUGGAUUAUAUGAAACAUAAAUUUAAUACAGAUGCAUUAAUAUCUCAUGUAUUGCCUUUUGAGAAGAUCAGUGAAGGAUUUGAGCUUUUACUUUCUGGAAAAAGCAUUCGCUCCGUUUUGCUGUUUUAAAACUACAAAUUUAACCUAUCUCACAGUCUCUUUUGCAGUCUUGUGCAGUUUUAAUAGCAUCUCAAUUAAUACUAUACAACCAUUUAGUCUGUGCUGAAAACAUUUAUAAUAAAUUACAUUGGUAAACACAUAUGGAAAGCUAUUUAAUUUAUAAGUUGCUGUGGAAAAAUGCUUUUGAUAAGCUAUUAAGGGCAGUUGAUCCUCCCCAUCACCAUUGCAGAAACCCAUCCAUCUUUCCACAGUAUGCAAGAUUGCCAUUUGGCCAAAUUCAAUGAAAAAGCAAACAUGAAAUCUUGAAUCUUAGAUGGAAAUGUCCUAUUGUGUCAAACAAAUGGAAACAUUAAUUGUGUUAUGUUGCAAUAAUAAAUGGAAUCAAUUAUAAUCCUUUUUGAAUAGUAGACUUGUACCUAUUGCAUUUUAGCUAACCAUUAUUAAACAAAUGAGAUUGCUUUUUGCUAUGUUUGUAGCUAGCAUGCCACCAAAAUUGCCUGGAACAGAUUUGAUGUCAUAUCUCAAACUUGUCUGAACUUUCUUUGUCAAAUCCAUUCUUGGGACAAUACUCUUGUUAGGUCAACCCUACUUUGACUUUGUCCCCAAAUCAGAUAUUUAAAGUUUAGAUAAUUUCCUUGAGGUGCUGCACUAUCCUUCCAUUUUUAUAACUGGUUCUUCUCUUUUAGGAUGAUAAAUGGUUUGAAUUUAAAAGAAAACCUGUAUGCCACCUUGAAUUGUUUUAUGAUUAGGCAUCUUAUAAAUUGAAUGAAUGUAGGAAUGAAACAAUAAAAGCAAUAUGUUUGCACCA
This is a messenger RNA of Thamnophis elegans (Western terrestrial garter snake), 2053 nucleotides long. Its product is annotated as alcohol dehydrogenase 1-like. Lineage: Eukaryota; Metazoa; Chordata; Lepidosauria; Squamata; Natricidae. Gene Ontology annotation, cellular component: cytosol. The record is from RefSeq and is a predicted model, not a curated record. The transcript has 9 exons. Gene Ontology annotation, biological process: retinoic acid metabolic process; retinol metabolic process. Bases 121 to 1254 code for a protein of 377 amino acids. Gene Ontology annotation, molecular function: zinc ion binding; all-trans-retinol dehydrogenase (NAD+) activity.